UAGAAUACGACCCUUGAUGUAAGACCGCUACCCACUACGAAGUAUUUUACGGUGAAGAAGACCGUGCGUCUUUGCGUUUGUCGAGGUACAUAAGCUUUUGCUUAAAAACGAAAUCAAUAAUUAUUUUCGGCUCAUUUCUAAGGUUAUACACCACGAUUCGCCGGUGUCUGAUCAAGGAAUACACCACGAAAUCCCCGAAUUGGGGUUGGAUAGUCGCGCUACCCUUACACAAAUUCAAGAAAAGCUUCUGUUAAAAUAUGAAAAAGUUCCUGUGCCAAUCCAAUCAGUGGGUUCUGUUAACAAUAUAUCGAACAGCUUCUUACAAAUUGGCCAUGAAUCAACUCUGCAAACACCUCCAUGUCAAAACUACAAAUUAGGUUCUCAUUCGAGUGAUGUCUGUCUACACAGCGAGAGGGCUGUCUCUUUCUACUGACCCGAGAGAUAGGGAGUUCCGGAGAGAAGGGCUCCCCGUGGAGAGGAAAGGCGGACUUCGUGCUAAGUUCGCCGUUGGAUUGGGUAUUGGCAGAGACUUCUUCUUUGAAGUCCCGGAAACCAUCAGCGAUGCCAGGGAGCAGGGAUGGAUAAGGGAAGAACGUCCAGCAAACCAACAUCUACCCACCCUACAGCUCUACUGUGCUAAUCCUACGGUGCUCUGCGUGCUCUAUGAACCUGACACUGAGAACGCAGCUGGCCUUCAAAUCGGUGUAAAUAGAGACAGAUUCACUGGAGCUCCAUUCGAUUUCGCCGUUCAAGGGUGGACUGAGUGGAUUUCAUCGAGCGGUGUCGCCUACUGGACUAUUGCGGAAUACUUUGUUGAUGAAGCGUACUUGGAAAUCGAUGCUCAAGAGCGUAUUGCAAACCGUAACAGCAACUCAAUACUACAACUCGACGGUAUCUGGGUGACUGGCUUCAACAAGGAAAUCUACAAGAUCCCUGGCAGCUCUUCUGAUAUAGAAGCAGCCGGCUUUACAAAGCAACUCUGCAUGCCCUGGAUGGGACAACACUACUACUACAACAUAACCAAGGAAUCAGAGUGCUCUGCCGAAUCCAUCUUCCCGUGGUUCCCUUUGUAUGAUCAUGGACGACUGAUCGGCAUGGGUAUGAACGUAUUUGGACACUUGGAAAGAAUCGACGGCGAGAGAGACUGGUUUGAAGCACCAGGCAGGAGAGGAGUUGAGGUGAUUGUAAACAAUGGCCCACAAUGCCUGUACGACCUGGCUGAGAGCGCCGACAUCCUCACCAUGCAUACCUACUUUGUCGCGAAACCGCAGCUAGUCUUAUGUAUUUAAAACGUAAAAUCUUUCCUGAUUGUUUUGCAUCCAGUCUCAUAGCACUUCAAAUGUACUAACACAAAUCAGUUUAGCACAAAAAUUUUAUCAAAACAUAGUAGGUAGAUUAAAUACAAAGAAAAAACCAAAAUAAUAAUAAAAUAUUUAUUGCAAUCAACUUACACCAAUUGGGGCUUUAUUUGAACGCUUCUUAACCUUUUGCUGACGCCGUUUAAGGUGCCUCUGAAUGCGGCCAGUACCUUUCUUCUUUAAUUCCUCAUACUGUUUCACAAGGGCCUCCACUCGACUUUCAGCUGUAAAUAGAUUGUUCUUUUAACAUAAUGUUUCUGAUUAUUAAAAAAAUGUGACGGCAAUAACCCAAAAUACUUCAUGGCUUGGUAAAAAUGUGUAAAACUAACAUUUAUUUUUGAAAUGUGGAUGCUUUCCUGUUUGAAAG
Molecule: messenger RNA, 1725 nt
Organism: Hyposmocoma kahamanoa
Lineage: Eukaryota; Metazoa; Arthropoda; Insecta; Lepidoptera; Cosmopterigidae
Exons: 8
Coding region: 393-1289 (298 amino acids)
Source: RefSeq, a predicted model, not a curated record